AACGUAGCGUGUGACAAGCAAAAUUUCCAUGCAGGAAGUAGGCCUAGCAAGCCAUUCAACAUAACAAAUAUAAACACAUUUCUUCUUCACGUAAAAACUUAUCUGAUCCUGAGAAAUGGGACAGAAGUCACUCAUCUACGCAUUCGUGGCGCGAGGAACGGUGGUCCUUGCUGAGUACACGGAGUUCUCCGGCAAUUUCACCACCGUGGCACAGCAGUGUCUGCAAAAGCUUCCUUCAACAAACAAUAGAUAUACCUACACAUGUGAUGGCCACACUUUCAAUUACAUCCUACAUGAUGGAUACUCAUACUGCGUUGUUGCAGUUGAGUCUGUUGGCACGCAGACUCCCAUUGCGUUUCUAGAGCGAGUUAAGGAUCAGUUUGAGAAAAGAUACAGAGCAGGGGAGGCUGAAGCAGUUGCACCAAAAGGCUUAAAUAAAGAAUUUGGUCAUAAACUGAAAGAGCAGAUGCAGUACUGUAUGGAUCAUCCAGAUGAAGUCAGCAAGAUUUCCAAGGUGCAAGCUCAAGUUUCCGAGGUCAAGGGGGUGAUGUUGGAGAGUAUUGAGAAGGUUCUUGACCGCGGAGAGAAGAUUGAGUUGCUGGUGGAUAAAUCUGAGAAUCUUCGAUCAGAGGCACAAGAUUUCCGGGUACAGGGAACCAAGCUGAAGAGGAAUAUGUGGCUCCAGAACAUGAAGAUGAAAUUGAUUGCUUUGGCUGUCCUUGGCGCUAUAAUUUUGAUCAUUGUUCUGUCUAUAUGCCAUGGCAAGUGCUGAUGAUUAUAAGCGGUCCUUGUCUGCACCAUUUUUGUACUCGUUUUGCUCUUAAUAUCACUAGAUAUGUUCAUGUUUGAUUGUUCAGUUUUCUUCAUUGAUUGAGCCUUCCCUUCCUUUUUGCUCUUAGGAUUUGGGAAGUUAAGGAUUUCCAUGUAGUAGUAUGCAAUAAAUACUAAAUUUGUAUACAAAGUUCAUUUAGUUUUCUU
This is a messenger RNA of Daucus carota subsp. sativus, 978 nucleotides long. RefSeq names its product vesicle-associated membrane protein 721. Gene Ontology annotation, biological process: vesicle-mediated transport. Gene Ontology annotation, cellular component: membrane. NCBI's taxonomy places the organism in Eukaryota, Viridiplantae, Streptophyta, Magnoliopsida, Apiales, Apiaceae. The record is from RefSeq and is a predicted model, not a curated record. The transcript is spliced from 5 exons. The coding region runs from base 116 to 772 and encodes 218 amino acids.